AUGUGGGAUAUUUAUAUAUAUAUAAUUAAUUUCUUCGAAUGCUAUACAGGUGUUGUGGACCCAUUUUUGGUGGACUUGGCACAAUGUGGCCAGAACAAACGAAAUGAAUGUCGUAAUCUUCACUUCUUGAUACAUCGGCGUCGAAAGGUGUUGCCUGUUGUAAUUUCAUGGGUACCCACCCCUGUGAGAUAUACUCGUGGCAAGCCUACGAUCAAAACAGUGACUUACCCAGUUCUUCAUCUCAGCUCUUGGUGCAAGCAAUGUUUUUCUACUGGGGGCCACAUGCUACUUGGCGGAUACAACUUAGACGAUGAGCGCAAGUUCCGCCAGCUAUUUGUGCAGUUUUGGCACCGGUUUCGCUUCUGCCGGCCAGAUUUGGACCUUUACAAACAGGAAUUUGCACAUGACCUUUCACUAUGUAUUCCGGUCGCCUACCAUGGCGAUGAAGGCCGGGGGAAGAUGAAGCGCCCUCUGAUGGUUUUGGCUUUCCAACCGCUGAUUUCCCAUAUGGGGCCCGAGUACACAAAUGCUAACGGGCACAGCUUCACAACCAGAAUGCUGUUUACAGUCGUUCCUAGCGAGCUCUACCAUGGAGACAAAACGAUCGACACCCUGCAUGGGGCCCUUGUCCAAGAUUGGCUCAGUCUUUACAAUGAAGGUUUGAAGGAUUGGUACAAUUUGGGACCAACAAGCAGCACCAAAAGUUGGCCACGUGAUGGUAUUGUCGAAGACCCCUUCAAGACCAACAAGGUGUCCCCAUUACGAAGUUUGCCAUCCUGUAGUGAAGCAUCCUGGGCCAAGCCCGACCCUGCUCAUACGUAUGCAAUUGUCGGCUGGGGCAAAGACAUGGUAGCAUCGAGCAUCAUUUUGCUGGCUCACCUGGGCAUAUGGGGUGGAGGCAGCAUCCAGAAAAAGCUGAAUGAAGCCUUCGAUCGUUUCAAAGUUUGGUGCAAGCUGACUCAUCGGCUCACCCAGUAUCCAGCGGGAUGUGGGAAGGGCUACGACACUGCUGUCAUCGGUGCCUGGCUUCAAACUGUGACUAGAGAUGUGGACCCAUCCGCGGAAGGCUAUGGCCUUCUUGCUGUUCGCUGCGCGCGGCUGCGCUGGCCGCUGUUGGAUUUGGACCAUCAGAUAGCAUGCGGGGCGCAGUUCCUGCUGAACCCGUUGUGUGUCUUG
Messenger RNA from Symbiodinium pilosum, 1176 nucleotides. Lineage: Eukaryota; Dinophyceae; Suessiales; Symbiodiniaceae. The record is from the annotation of a GenBank genome assembly.